GUUUGGAGCUGGGAGCAUGCCCCAGGCCGGGCGGUGGAGGCGGCUGCAGCUGGACUCCGGGUAUCGCUGGCGGCGGCGGCUUCUCGGCCAAACAAGUGUCUGAGGCUACGGGUCCGCAGAAGCGGCGGCAGGGGCUGAGUCACUUGUGGAAAUUGUUGAUUGCCCAGACAUCUUAAUAAGAGAAAAUUAUGAACAGGUUCAUUCAGAAUCUUCUAUCUUGAAAAGUGCAUUUUAUGAAUGCUUUGAAUUCAGAAGGUGUUAACACUGAUUGGACUCACUUCCGCCACAUGAAAGACCGUAAUCUGAAACAUUUCCCUCCCUGGCAGUUGCCCAGAUGCCAGAAACUGACAUGGUCUAGUGCUUUGAAUACUAUCCUUCAACAAGAGAUACAGAGCUACCUACCUACUGUGUACAUGUAAUCUCUGAUGACAUUUACUGUAAUGGACACCUUUUCUGCAUCUAAUUUUCAGAUACAGAAUUAACACUUGGAAUCUGGAGACGCAUUUUGUACAAAUUGAAAGAUUGGACUUUCUCUUUAGUUUUCCAGAUGUAUUGUCUCAUCCACAUACUAGAAACAUCCACAGUCACUUAAACUCUAGAUACAACCAUGGAGUUAUGUGACCCAUCAAGAUAUAGGAAAAGUGUUGCCAAGUUUUGGAACCAGGCAAUUUUCUACCAGUUCAACAGUUAAACUAAUAUAUUCUCUGCUGAUGAUCAAGAAUAAAGAACUAAAUAAAGUCAUGCACAUUCUUUUGGUAAAUGGACUCUGUGGCAGUUGAAUUUUACUGUAACUGGUUACUCUGUCAUUCAAAGUCUCAACUUAAUGGACAAGUUAUGUCCUAAUGGAUAAUAAAGACCUGUGUUGAUGUAUCCAGAUUCUAGUAAAUGUUGAAGAUAAGGAAUCCAUUAUGACUAAUCCUUGGGAAGAGAAAAUCUGCGAAAUGGCUCAAACGAGUUUACUACAAGGGAAGCAGUUUUACUGUAGGGAGUGGGUUUUCCACAAGCUUCAGCACUGCCUGCAGGAGAAAACUAACUGCUGCAAUAGUGCUGUCAACACACCAUCCCUUGUAAUGAAUUCUGGGAAUAAUACUAGUGUUGUCUCUGGAAAAGGAGCUGCCUGGGGUGUGUUGUUGGUAGGAGGGCCUGGCAGUGGCAAGACAGCCCUGUGUACUGAGCUUUUGUGGCCAAGUUCACCUGCAAGCUUGCAGAGAGGCUUGCAUCGCCAAGCUUUGGCCUUUCAUUUCUGCAAAGCCCAGGACUCCGAUACUUUGUGUGUUGGAAGGUUUGUUAGAGGUCUGGUUGCCCAGAUCUGUCGCAGUGGACUACUCCAAGGAUAUGAGGACAAGCUAAGGGAUCCAGCAGUCCAGAGCCUCUUACAGCCUGGGGAAUGUGAGAGGAACCCAGCUGAAGCAUUUAAAAGAUGUGUUCUGCUCCCUCUUUUGGGAAUGAAGCCUCCCCAGCAAAGCCUGUAUCUGCUGGUCGAUUCUAUUGAUGAAGGCUGUAACAUCGCCGAAGGAGAGCAAACAUCCACCAGCUUAGCCGGGACAGUUGCCGAGCUUUUAGCUGGUCACCAUGAGUUCUUCCCACCAUGGCUAUUGCUGUUCUGUUCUGCCCGGAAGCAGAGUAAGGCUGUUACUAAAAUGUUUACCGGUUUUCGAAAAAUAAGUUUAGAUGACCUUCGGAAGGCAUAUAUUGUUAAGGAUGUUCAACAGUACAUUCUUCAUCGUUUAGAUCAAGAAGAAGCUUUGCGACAACACCUCACAAAAGAGACUGCAGAAAUGUUAAAUCAACUGCACAUUAAGAGCAGUGGAUGCUUUCUUUAUCUAGAACGAGUUCUAGAUGGAGUUGUAGAAAAUUUUAUUAUGUUAAGAGAGAUUCGUGACAUUCCUGGAACUCUAAAUGGUCUAUAUCUCUGGCUGUGUCAAAGACUUUUUGUAAGAAAACAGUUUGCAAAGGUUCAACCCAUUUUGAAUGUGAUUCUUGCAGCCUGCCGACCUUUGACCAUAACAGAAUUAUAUCAUGCAGUAUGGACCAAAAAUAUGUCAUUAACCUUGGAAGACUUUCAACGCAAGCUAGAUGUCCUCUCUAAACUUCUUGUUGAUGGACUGGGAAAUACUAAAAUACUGUUUCACUAUAGUUUUGCAGAGUGGCUUCUGGACGUGAAACACUGCACUCAGAAAUAUUUAUGUAAUGCUGCAGAAGGACACAGAAUGUUGGCUAUGAGUUAUACCUGUCAAGCCAAGAAUUUAACACCAUUGGAAGCACAAGAAUUUGCAUUGCAUUUAAUUAAUUCAAACUUGCAGUUAGAGACAGCUGAGUUAGCUCUGUGGAUGAUAUGGAAUGGUACACCUGUCAGAGACUCCCUGUCUACUUUAAUACCCAAGGAACAAGAAGUGCUACAGCUGUUAGUUAAAGCUGGUGCUCAUGUCAACAGUGAAGAUGAUCGCACAUCUUGCAUAGUCCGACAAGCUCUAGAAAGAGAGGAUUCCAUUCGGACAUUAUUAGAUAAUGGAGCAUCAGUGAAUCAGUGUGAUUCAAAUGGGAGAACAUUGUUGGCUAAUGCUGCAUACAGUGGCAAUCUUGAUGUAGUGAAUUUACUUGUCUCUAGGGGAGCAGAUUUAGAGAUAGAAGAUGCUCAUGGGCAUACACCACUUACCCUAGCUGCUAGACAAGGACAUACCAAGGUGGUUAAUUGUCUGAUUGGGUGUGGAGCAAAUAUUAAUCAUACUGACCAAGAUGGUUGGACAGCCCUGAGAUCUGCUGCUUGGGGUGGCCAUACUGAAGUAGUUUCCGCACUCCUUUAUGCUGGUGUCAAAGUGGACUGUGCAGAUGCUGAUAGCCGCACAGCUUUGAGAGCAGCAGCAUGGGGAGGACAUGAGGAUAUUGUACUGAAUUUGCUACAACAUGGUGCUGAAGUCAACAAAGCUGAUAAUGAAGGCAGAACUGCGUUGAUAGCCGCAGCAUACAUGGGACACAGAGAAAUUGUGGAACACCUACUGGACCAUGGAGCAGAAGUGAACCAUGAGGAUGUUGAUGGCAGGACUGCACUCUCAGUAGCUGCACUUUGUGUGCCUGCCAGUAAAGGGCAUGCAUCGGUUGUUAGCCUUUUAAUUGAUCGAGGCGCUGAAGUAGAUCAUUGUGAUAAAGAUGGCAUGACUCCUCUGCUGGUAGCUGCCUAUGAAGGACAUGUUGACGUGGUUGACUUGCUGCUAGAAGGCGGAGCAGAUGUAGACCACACGGAUAACAACGGUCGCACACCCCUCUUAGCAGCAGCGUCUAUGGGCCAUGCUUCUGUUGUAAACACACUUUUGUUCUGGGGUGCAGCUGUGGAUAGCAUUGAUAGUGAAGGUAGGACAGUGCUCAGCAUAGCUUCAGCCCAAGGAAAUGUUGAGGUGGUACGUACUCUGCUGGAUAGAGGGUUGGAUGAAAAUCACAGAGAUGAUGCUGGGUGGACACCUUUGCACAUGGCAGCUUUUGAAGGUCACAGAUUAAUCUGUGAAGCACUUAUUGAACAAGGUGCUAGAACAAAUGAGAUUGAUAAUGAUGGACGAAUACCUUUCAUAUUAGCUUCACAAGAAGGUCAUUAUGAUUGUGUUCAAAUAUUAUUGGAAAAUAAAUCCAACAUUGAUCAAAGAGCUUAUGAUGGAAGAAAUGCACUACGAGUUGCUGCAUUAGAAGGACACAGGGACAUUGUUGAACUACUUUUUAGUCAUGGAGCUGAUGUUAACUACAAAGAUGCUGAUGGUAGGCCUACACUUUAUAUUUUGGCCUUAGAAAACCAACUAACAAUGGCCGAGUAUUUUUUAGAAAAUGGUGCAAAUGUAGAAGCCAGUGAUGCUGAAGGAAGGACAGCACUUCAUGUUUCCUGCUGGCAAGGCCAUUUGGAAAUGGUGCAGGUUCUGAUUACCUACCAUGCUGACAUCAAUGCUGCAGACAAUGAGAAGCGAUCUGCUUUGCAGUCUGCAGCUUGGCAGGGCCAUGUAAAAGUUGUUCAGCUUCUGAUCGAGCAUGGUGCCAUAGUUGACCAUACAUGUAAUCAAGGUGCAACUGCACUCUGUAUUGCAGCCCAGGAAGGGCACAUUGAUGUGGUCCAGGUUUUAUUAGAGCAUAGUGCUGAUCCAAACCAUGCUGAUCAAUUUGGACGCACUGCUAUGCGUGUUGCCGCUAAAAACGGACAUUCUCAAAUAAUUAAAUUAUUAGAAAAGUAUGGUGCAUCUAGUUUGAAUGGCUGUUCCCCAUCACCUGUUCACACAAUGGAGCAAAAACCACUACAAUCAAUGUCUUCAAAAGUGCAGUCAUUAACAAUUAAAUCAAAUAGCUCUGGCAGCACUGGUGGAGGAGAUACACAGCCUUCAUUGCGUGGUUUACCUAACGGUCCAGCUCACGCAUUUAGUUCUCCUUCAGAAUCUCCAGAUUCCACAGUUGAUCGUCAGAAAUCAUCAUUGUCAAAUAAUUCCCUGAAAAGUUCAAAAAAUUCAUCUUUGAGAACUACUUCGUCUACAGCCACAGCUCAAACAGUGCCAAUGGAUAGCUUUCAAAAUUUGUCCUUUACAGAACAAAUUCAGCAGCAUUCAUUGCCACGCAGCAGAAGCCGACAGUCCAUUGUUUCCCCAUCUUCCACAACACAGUCCUUGGGACAGAGCCAUAAUUCACCAAGUAGUGAGUUUGAGUGGAGUCAAGUAAAGCCUAGUUUGAAGUCAACGAAAACAAAUAAAGGGGGGAAAUCAGAAAAUUCCAGCAAAUCUGGGUCAGCUGGGAAAAAAGCUAAACAAAAUAAUUCUUCACAGCCAAAGGUUUUGGAAUAUGAAAUGACUCAGUUUGAUAAAAGAGGGCCUCCAGCCAAAUCUGGGACUAGUGUACCACCUAAACAAAUGUCAGCAGAACCUCACUGCAAAAUCAUACCUUCAACUCAGCAAGAAAUCGGUCGAUCUCAACAGCAAUUUCUUAUUCACCAACAGACUGGGGAACAAAAGAAGAGAAAUGGAAUAAUGACAAAUCCAAAUUAUCAUCUGCAGAGCAACCAGGUUUUUCUUAGUAGGGUUUCUGUUCCACGAACAAUGCAAGACCGAGGGCAUCAAGAAGUAUUAGAAGGAUAUCCUUCCUCAGAGACGGAAUUGAGCCUUAAACAAGCUCUGAAGCUUCAGAUUGAAGGUUCUGACCCUAGCUUCAAUUAUAAAAAGGAAACUCCAUUAUAAAAGUUUCCUAUUCUGUGAAACAGAAGACAUUGUGAUUGGAGUUGUUCUUCAGCUACUGGAUGAAAACAUAAUAUGCCUGUUGAUUUGCUGAAAAAAAAAUGAAGAAUGUGAUAUCUACAGUACAGUUACCUUAAUUACUGUAAUGUGCCUAAAUAGUAAGGCUGCCUUCUCAAUGUAACCUUCUGUGCUUAAAAUUUUCAUUUCAUGUGCUUUGUAUUCACUACAAAAGAAUAAGCACUUUUAAAAAAAAUGCAAUUAUAUACUGCAGUUCCCUGAUAAAAACUGAAAAGAAUUUAAAGUGUUUUAAGUUAAGAUUUGAUAAAUAUGCAUGUGCCAUGAUCAAGUAUAUAAGAAAGGCAGUGUUCCUUGUAUUUAUUUUUUUCUUUUUUGUGGCAAAUGAAACUUAAGCAUCUGUUUCAGUCACAUUUGCAUUGUUGUAGUGUAUGGCUUGUUUCUUGUAUCUUUAAAAAUGUUGCUCAAUAAAAUAAAUAAUGCAACUAUUUCAUGUUCACUACACCUUCAGCAUUGGUUAAAAAUGAGUUUCUAAUUAAUGCCACAUUGAGGUAAAAGGUUUCUUGACAGAUUUUUAAAAAGUAAAUAAUUUUAGUAUUUUAGGCAGCUGCUCUAAGUAGUUUAAAGUUGGAUUUCCUAUCAGAAUCCUAAUCUCUGACUAAAGGUGUAAAAAAAAAAAAAGGCAGCAGCAGCCCAGACUAUAGGCAGAACAAAGUUCUGUUUCAUUGACUGGGAUGCAGUUUCAUCUUCCACUCCUUUAUCGUUCCACCUCCAAGAAGACAGACUAUCAUUCCUGAGGCAUGAAAAUUCUCAGGGACAAGCCAUGCCUCACUGGCAUGUGUAAGUAGAGGAAAAUGCAUCUAUCUGAGGGUAGAUUGUUUAUCCCUGAACAAUUAAUUGACUAUGCUUAUCUCAUUCACCCAGUUAAAUAAAAUGUAAUUUACCAGUGGAAAUGUUAAUGCUGGCUUCUCUUUCAGUUGCUUUGAUUCUGUAAAUCACUGCAUCACCAAAUUAGCCCCCACUCAAAAUUAAUUGUAUCAGUUUUAAUGGAUGAAUAUUCUUGGUGAAUGUAAUAUGUGCUGUCCUUCACAGAUGAUGCCACUAACCUGUCAGUCAUAGCACAUGUGUAUUUUUUAAUUGGUAUUUGAUAAAGAAUAGUGAUGGAUUUUCACUUUUCUGUCCACAUACUCUUUCCUGUUUUCUUCUUUGGAUAGUAGAUCACAUGACUGGAUGCCAGGGUUAAGGGUGAAGCCUUUGACUAAGGAAAGCAAAGCUGACUGACUCAAAUGACCCACAGCCUUGGUCUGAAUAGAUCCUAAACAAGUGGAGUUAGUUUAGAUGGUCUGUGUGGAUGUCAGGUAAGAUUAAAAUUUAAUGUUCAGGAUCCAAGGCUGUGGGUUUGAUCUUUGAAUAGCCCUGAGAAUGUUACAAAACCCAGAAAUUCUAUUCUUUCCAUGUGUCGUUGAUAAAAGGAGGAAUGAGGAAAGAGAAUUUGGAGAUUCAGCACAAAACCAUUGCUACUGCCAAAAAAAAUCUUUAGCAACUGUCUUAGUAACAGAGGUCAAUAAUGUCAUCGUCAUAUAUGAAGGACAUAUAUAUAUGAUGCAUUAAUCACAGAACUAGAAGUGUGUGAUUGGAUGUGAUAAAUGUACCACUUGAGUUUCCAUGUAAGACUUUAUUUUUGCUUUUGUUUUUUAAAGUCAGCAAAAUACAUUUUUUUUUUGUCAUCAAUAAGUCACAAUCAGGAAUAGGAGAUAAGUUAAUAAGUUCAAUUGAUAUUAAGGUGACAUGGCAAUACUGAUAACUCUAAUGUGAAUGUUUCAAGUACUGAAUUUUUGUCCCUAUGGGACAUUUAUUAAAUACACUUAAUGGAACUCUUGCAAUGUAGCCUUAAAAGUAUUAAUGAUUCUAUUAAUAAAUAUGAACACAUACUAUCAUUAGAACCGAUGUUACUCAUAUCUCAAAUACAGUACAUUUACAUUACUGUAGAAGAUGAAGCUCUAAUUUCUUACUAGGUGUAUUUUUCUUUAGAAAGAACUCUGAAAGCCUCCAGUUUUUCUAUUGACCUUGAAUUAUUGGAAUUGUAUUUAUUUAAUUUUAUUGUUUUUUACAAAAACGCACCUUGUGGCCAAAGGGCAAAGAUAAUGACUCAUUACAUAGGGGAUUUAUGUUUUUCAAAGAGCUAAAUGUUUUCAUAUCCACAUUAUAUACACUUGAAACAGUAGGAAGAGAACUUGUGAGAAAAAUAUUAUUUUCAAAAUAAGCAUUCCCUUGGAUGCUUUUAUAUUAUGUUUUGGAGUAGGACAAAAAUGGCUUUUAGUUAGGAUAAGGAUGGUUAGAGUGCUGGAGAUGCCCUGCUUUGACUUUGUGUGGAGGAUUUAAUACCAUGAGUGAAAAUGGCUUUUGCUCCAUUAAAAAAGUAAAAAAGUCUCCCAAAUAUAAAACUCCUAGAUAGCUAUUUUAAAAACUCAAAUGUUUAAAUUUUAUAAAUCAGCUAAUGCCACAACAUACCUAUGAUGUCAUGUGCUCAUAACACUUUUAUAACAUUCCAUCUGUGCCCAUUCCCUAAAAGUCAUGAGUUGAUAAGAAGGGAAAUGAUAGAAAAUACAGUCAUGAAAAACAAAAAUCUGAAUGUAAGAAAGGUUUUAGAAGGAAAACUUACCAGAACUCAGUGAGUACUGCAGAGGAUAGCCAGUAUCUUUUGUCCCUCACCCUCAUCCCCAUCCCUACUGGAAUCCUCACCAAAAACAGUUCACUACUUGAAAAACAGUCAAUACUUUUCUCAAUAUUGUUUGGCUAUUCAGAUAUUUGUUUUGCUUUUUAAUUUCCUCCAUUUAUACUUCUCAGCAAAUGUAGCUGCAGACAAAUACUUUCUUUUUAUUUUUCCCUUGGUUUGGGGUGUGUAAAUAGCCUAAAAUGUACAUUGAAUUUCACAUUGUAAAAGUUUUAUUUUAUUCCUUGUAUUAUAUUAAGCAAAAAUCCCUAUGUAUAUGAAAGUGCAUAAUAAAUAUAUUUGCUUUACAGAG
Messenger RNA from Manis javanica (Malayan pangolin), 8233 nucleotides. It is a transcript of the gene ANKRD50, whose product is annotated as ankyrin repeat domain containing 50. NCBI's taxonomy places the organism in Eukaryota, Metazoa, Chordata, Mammalia, Pholidota, Manidae. Gene Ontology annotation, molecular function: protein binding. The record is from RefSeq and is a predicted model, not a curated record.